AUCAAUCAGUCAAGAUGUAUUGCAAGAUGCAGAACAAGGAAGUCAAGAAGGAGUCUCUACAUAAUCCCUCCCAGAAUCCAGGGAAAUCUCUAACAAAAUCCCCCACCGCGGCAUAUGCAAUGUUCAUGCACCGCGAAGAGUUGAGGAGGAGAAAAAUCCAAGUUUCCCGUGUUUCUGUCACCAAAAUCCAUCUGACUAGCGAGCUAAUCGCUCGGACUAAACAGAAUAUCCUGCAGUGCAGCUCCGAGGAUCUAGAGAUUCUGGCAAGGGAGACGCUCUUCAAGAAGAAUCUUCAAAGGCAUUUGUACUAUCGACGCAUGCAGAUCCAUCAAUGGAUGAUGACCAGGAAGAAGCAGCAAUCAAAGGAUAAGAAAUGAUUGAAUAUAUAGUA
This is a messenger RNA of Drosophila eugracilis, 391 nucleotides long. RefSeq lists its product as uncharacterized. Bases 15 to 377 code for a protein of 120 amino acids. NCBI's taxonomy places the organism in Eukaryota, Metazoa, Arthropoda, Insecta, Diptera, Drosophilidae. The record is from RefSeq and is a predicted model, not a curated record. The transcript has a single exon.